This is a messenger RNA of Endocarpon pusillum Z07020, 1980 nucleotides long. RefSeq lists its product as uncharacterized. The record is from RefSeq and is a predicted model, not a curated record. NCBI's taxonomy places the organism in Eukaryota, Fungi, Ascomycota, Eurotiomycetes, Verrucariales, Verrucariaceae. Bases 1 to 1980 code for a protein of 659 amino acids. The transcript has 3 exons.
AUGCUGACCGGCAUCGAGACUGUGGGCCUGGUUUUGGCGAGUUUCCCGCUCCUGAUUGCUGCUUUAGACCACUACAAAGCUGGCCUCGAGCCAUUUCAGACCUAUAGUCACUACAAAUUACGACUGAUUGAGUUGAAAGGCGACCUUGCUUUCCAUCGCGCAAAAUUCCUACAAUCUUUAACCUUGCUCCUAAACCGAUGUGUACAGCCCAAAGUUCUGGGCCAGCUACUAGGCGAUCCUGGCGGCGCCCAAUGGAAGGAACCAGAUCUGGCAGCGCGGCUGUCCAAAUGUCUGGGGAGCUUUGACUUCUCCGUCUUCAUGGACAUAGUCAGUGGCUUCAAGGCUACUCUGGACGAGCUCUACACAAAGCUGGACGUUGAUCAGGACGGCCAACCCAAGUGGUCAGACAAAGAUGCUUUCGAGCGAGCAUUCCAUCGAAUACGCUUCUCCUUCCUCCAUCGCGACAAGAUCAAAGAACUCAAAAAGCGUCUCAAAGACAAGAACAAGCAAUUGAGCAGCAUUGCCAAGUCAAGUGUGGCCCUUGCACCAUACUGUGAACGACGCGCCGUGCUUGAGGAAGAUGUGGACCGCUUCCGGGAGCAUGUGUCACAUCUUGACAGUUCUCUGAAAUCCGCUCCCUGGGGAUGUCAUUGUGUGAUCCCGCAUAACGCGAGUCUGCGGGUGGGUAAUCCAACGCAUUCUAGCACAACCGGCACUGAAAGCACAUGCUGUCAGCGGCAAUCUGACUGCCGUGGACUUGAUGUUUUGUUCUCGUUUCAUGAUCACGGAAGCUUCGCCGCAUCUCCGCCACGGUGGAACUGGCACGAGACUCAUUUUGAACCUGAGACUUUCGUCCCUACCUCAACAUGCUCCCAGGUCGACGGGGCUGGCGGUAGCGGUGACAGCUUGGCUUCUACGUCUCAUCCAACGUAUACGAAGGGCAACCAAAAAGAAGGGCCACUUUCAGGGCCCAACAAGCUGAAAAAGCGUAAGCAAGUGCACUGGCCGACUUCCAGUGCCGCGCAAACACCGCCACCAACCCCUAGUCGUCCUCAAGCGAUGCGGGAGAUUCGGGAGCUUUGUUUGCAACUCACGUCGGUUCAGGAAGGAGCGCCGCCGCUUGGUUUUUUACCCCUUGACCCGCCUUUACGCUUUGUGGUGUACCCUGUGAAGCGCCAUCCACGUCCUCUUGUCUCCUCUACCGAUGAUAUGGUGAACCUUGAAGACCUUUUGGAGCGAAAGUUUGCGCCUCACAAUCCAACCAAGAUACAGGGAAAGCUCUUACUAGUCCACAAGAAAAUCGAAAUGCCUGAUCGACUAUAUCUCGCCUAUGUCCUGUCGUGGAUAUUUCUUCGACUGUAUGGAACCUCUUUUCUAGACAGCGCUUGGGGUCUCAAAGACGUGCAGUUCCUACGCCGUCUGGAUGGCACCAGAGAUCCAGCGCUGAUGGAGCCAUUUGUAUCGAAGUCCUUUCACUCUUCCCAGCAUCACUACCCAACCAGCUCCCUCCCUACCCCUCCUGAGUCAGAUGCCUCCUCAAGCUCUUCCAACACGAGCACGGCUUCCAGCACGAGCACGGCCUCAAGAUUGACCCUUGAUCCAACAGCCCAAGAGGCUACACCCCAUACAGUUCGAAACCUGCGCAAUCGCAACCACGGCGUAUUCAUCCUCGGAGUUUCCCUUGUCGAAGUCUUCUUCCACAAGCGACUCCAUGAGAUGUACGUACCCGCAGAUCUCGACUCCAACGGAAAAGAGACCGAGGAAACUCCUUAUCUUGCCCUGGAGAGGCUCAUCUACAAGAUCCGUCAAAAGGCUGGAGAUCGAUACGGCAACGCAGUCCGUCGGUGUGUUCGGUGCGAGUUUGAUCAGUGGUACGAUGACAUCAAUUGUGCCGACUUUCGACAAGCAUUCUAUCAAAAGGUUGUCGUGCCUUUGGAGGAGAACUGGAGAACGUUCACUGGUAGACCUGCUCUGCCCUGA